AUGGAUGUGAAGCGUAUCCUCAAACGACGCCCAGUUCACGCCCGUAGUGUCAUGGAGGAGUUCGAGCUUGUCAAUAGCUCCAAGCUCAAUGGGAGUAGAGUCGUCCGCCAUGAGGGGGAAGAGGGGGGGGAGAGGGUGACGACACCGGCUGGAGGGCGGGUGUUCCCUCUGCUGCUCAUCAUAGUGCUCAUCGUGUGGGUGGCAAUGAACAUGCUGGCAGACACCUUUGCAGCCAUGGACAUCUUUCUCAUCGAGGUGCAACUGCUCGUCAUGGUCGCCUCCUUCAACCUCAACUUCCCCGCCUCCUGGGUCAAGACCAUCGUACUGCUCUACAACAUCGCUGCUUUUGAUCCCGACAUCAUCGGGCCAGAAUGCGCGUUCUCCCUGCAGUUCACGGGCAAAUUCUACGCCACCCUUUUCAUCCCCGUUAUAGGCCUCCUCGUUUACGCGCUCGUGUUUGCGCACCACCGCUGGCUGGGCGGCUCUUUUUUCGUGCGCGUGCACUCGUGGCAGCGCAAGGAGCGGCAGCGGCAGCGCCUGGCGCUGCAGCGCUCGGUAACGAAGCGGCGGGCUUAUAACGAGUACGAGAACUCGAUCGUGCACGCGUCGCUAAAAUGGCUGGACAUCUGCUAUGUAUCCGUGAUGGUUAAAGUGCUUCAAGUCUUCAAGUCCCAGGAGAUCGGCACAUCAACGGUUAUGGCAGCAGCACCGCAGAUCGAGUGGCUGUCAUCAGCCCACGUGGGCAUGCUGGUAACCGCAGUGCUGGUUACGGUGGUGUACCUGGUGGGGCUGCCUCUACUGUUCGCUGGCGUUCUCGUGGACGCUCACACGUGUGACGUGCUCUCCUCCACUCUCUUCAAGCAGCGCUUUGGCUGGCUCACCGAGCGAUUCCGACCCAAGUUCUGGUGUUCUGGUGGUGAGUGGAGACUAGUUAUCUACCAGAUUAUUACCAUAACGGGCUGUGCUGGUGUACCUGGUGGGGCUGCCUCUGCUGUUGGCUGUCUCUGCUGUUCGCUGCCUGUGCUGUUGGCUGCUGUGCUGUUGGCUGCUGUGCUGUUGGCUGCUGUGCUGUUGGCUGCUGUGCUGUUGGCUGCUGUGCUGUUGGCUGCUGUGCUGUUGGCUGCUGUGCUGUUGGCUGCUGUGCUGUUGGCUGCUGUGCUGUUGGCUGCUGUGCUGUUGGCUGCUGUGCUGUUGGCUGCUGUGCUGUUGGCUGCUGUGCUGUUGGCUGCUGUGCUGUUGGCUGCUGUGCUGUUGGCUGCUGUGCUGUUGGCUGCUGUGCUGUUGGCUGCUGUGCUGUUGGCUGCUGUGCUGUUGGCUGCUGUGCUGUUGGCUGCUGUGCUGUUGGCUGCCUGUGCUGUCAUCAUAAUUCUGCUAAUCCAAGCCCUCCGCAUAGCCACGCACUACAAGACUGCACCGCUCGCCUCGCUCUCCCUCGAGUACCUGCAAGCCUUCCUCACUCUCGGCCAGUUCUUCUUCACCCUCUCCCUCCUCUCAUACAACUACCUCUCCCUCUCCCUCUUCUCCCAAAUCCUCUUCGGCUUCUCCGCGGCCUUCAUCCUCAUCCCCGCUACAACGCUCCUCGUUUACGACGCGAUAAACAACCAUCUAGAGCUCGCAAACGCGCGCAUGCUACAGCGCGUGUGGCGCGCGGAGCGCAAGCGACAAAAGGCCCGCUUCGACAAAAUGGACCCAUAUGAUUUAGUCCCAGCGCAGGAGAUCUGCUCCUGGUUCCGCCCUCACAUAAUCUUCGCGACCCUCCUUUCCAAACGCACUGAGGAGCGCACGUUGCUGCUCCGGGUUCGGGACCGGUUCGAGACGUGCCGAUUGGUCGGCUUGGCGCCCAUGGAUUGGUUGAACCAUUUGAAGAAGCCGCAGCUUUAUGCGGUGCUGGCGCAGGCGUUGCUGGGAGCGAGCACGGGGCAUGUGACUGUAGCGAGGGUGCCUAAAGGCGGGUGGUUCUGUAGGGAGCAUGGCGUGUGGCAUGCGGCCGGGGAGGAAUGUGAGGGAAGGGAGGGGUCUGGAGGUGUUUCGAGUGGUGGAGGGGAUGGUUCGGGGAGUGGUGAGGGGUUGGGAGGUAUGGAGAGGGAAGGGGGAGAGGGGAGUGUUGGGAGGGGUGGGUUGGGUCCUCGGACGGGAGAAGGGAUGGAAAUCGGUGGAGGUGGGGUUGAGAGAGGUGGGGAGGAGAGGAGAAACGGUCAGCUACCCGUGUUAAACGGGCAACUGAGAGAAGAUUCUUCAGGUGAAUCUCAGGUGAAUGGUCAGGUGGACACGGAGCAGCCGCUGCUGCAGCAGCAGCAGGUGACAGGGAGGGACACGUGGCAUGAGCUGGAUGAGGCUGACGUGUGGCCACCUCAGCUCGAGAGCCACGUCAUCUGGGCGUCUGCCAGCGUGGCAACUGCUGACGUGGACAGCACUGGUGCUGGGAGUGUUGGGAGUGACAGCAGCAGUGAGACUGGCAGCACGCACGGCAGCGGCGGAGGGGUGACCCUCAGAAGCAUGGGUGGGGGAGGAGGGGGCAUGGGUAGUGGCGUUGGGGGUGCUGAUGCCUUUGCUGCUGCUGCUAGUAGGGCGGGACUGGGGCUCCGAGUUGGGCUUGUAGCAGCAGCAGGAGCAGGGGGGGUAGGAGGAGCAGGAGCGGCAGUGGGAGGGCCGGUGAUGAGGAGGACGCCGUCGAUUCGAGUGCAGAACCUGGUGUCGUGGGAGGAGACCCCGCAUGAGGGCUUGCCGGAACAGGGAGCACCUGCUGGUGGUGCUGCCGGGAUGGAUGGAGCAGUGGCAGCGGGUGGGGCAGGGGCAGCAGCAGGGGCAGGCGCAGCGGCAGGGGCAGGGGAAGGGGCAGGCGGUGGGGGGGGUGAAGGAGAAGGGGCAGGAGCAGCUGUGGGGGAAGGAAGCGGAGGGGGUGGGUUGAACCCAGCGGUUGCUGGAAGGAGGCAGCGGAUGGGAGGGUGGUGGGGAAGGGGAGUGCGGGUGAAUGGAGCAGGGGCCGGAGGUACGGGGACCGGUGGUGCUGGUGCGGGUGUAGGGGGAACAGAGCAGCAGCAGCAACAGCAAUACCAGCAGCCGCAGCAGCAGCCUCAGCAGCUGCAGGAGCAGGGGGAGCGAGCGGGUGUGGGCGGGGAGGAGUGUGUAGAGGCGCGGAUGAACAUGGGAGCGCUGAGCCUGGCGUUUCAGAAGCAUCUCGCGCUGCUGGUGCGAGCUGAGAGGACCCGCAGCAGCGAGGCGCUGAGGCUGCUGGUGUGCUCCGAAGCCGUGCCCUCCAUCCUCAGCUGGCUCACCAGCGCUGAAAGCACGAGGGAGCAGCAGCUGCUGGUGGCAGUGCGGGUGAUGCGAUGGCUGCAUGCUGUAACUUACUCCGUCCUUCCCCACAUCCCUUACGCUCUCGUACGGUUGCCAUCUCAGCCCUCUUCUCUGCUAAUGGCCGUGCGAGUGAGAAAUGCACACUUUCACUCACUCCCUCUCACUUUACUCCCCUUCUCUCCACUCUUUUCCCUCUUCUGUAACUAUCCACACAGCACGAGGGAAGAUCAGAUGUUGCUGCGGCAGCUGCUGAUGGCGGUGCGAGUGGCGGCAAGUGAGGAGGCAGGGGGGCUGGAUUGGUGGAGCGGCGUCAAGUGCUUCUACUCCAAACGAGUCACCUUCAAACGGGACAAAGCAGCCCCUGUGGCGUCGGCUCCCACACCCACCCCUGCACCUUCACCCACAUGCUUUCUGUCAUUACCCUUCCCACCAGUCAGGAUAGCUGUCGUCUCAUCCCCUUCUUUCUUCUCAUACUGCCCCUCCCCACCAUCUCCCUCCAGCACCAUUGAACUCGCCCCUCUUACCACCUAG
This is a messenger RNA of Closterium sp. Naga37s-1, 3828 nucleotides long. The record is from the annotation of a GenBank genome assembly. Lineage: Eukaryota; Viridiplantae; Streptophyta; Zygnematophyceae; Desmidiales; Closteriaceae.